AUGAAAUACAAACAAGCUCUUAUCAUUGCAAAUUGGAUCGAAAAAAAAGACGCAAACUUUACUCGUAGUAAGAAUGAUUCAUUAAGUAGGUGUAAUGGACAAGGGAGAUGUUUAGUUUUAAUUAAAGUUGAUUCUUCAUCAAAAAUACUUGGUGCAUUUAAUCCAAUAGGAUUUGAGGAUAAUGAUAUAGGCCAAUGGUAUAACACACCACAUAGUUUUUACUUUUCUUUUGAUAAUGAAUUUGAUUUACAAAAUAUGAGAAUUAGUCGUGUGAAAACUAGUUGCGCAUUUCAUGAGUAUCGCAAUCGUGGGUUAAAUUUCGGAAAUAGUUUUAGGGUAGUUGAUCAAAUUUUAAAAAUCCAUAAAACGAAGCAUUAUGAGAAUGACUUAAAUUCAACUGGAAUUUAUCAAAUUAAAGAGAUGGAAGUCCUUAGCGUAAUUAUACAAUAA
Messenger RNA from Funneliformis caledonium, 450 nucleotides. The record is from the annotation of a GenBank genome assembly. Lineage: Eukaryota; Fungi; Glomeromycota; Glomeromycetes; Glomerales; Glomeraceae.